CAAUGUGAAAACAAAACAACCGUUUUUUAAAUGUUAAAUCAAAGCGGCAACGCCAAACAGUAGGAACACGCAGUUGCACUAACACUCGUAUUAGCAAUAGGCCUCCCAAAUAAUCAGUGUGAGCCUUCUUAUAUUUUUUGUAAUUUUCGAACUGCAAACGGCAGGCUCAGAUGAAAUAGAUAUGGAGUGGCACGAAGUGGAGCUGGACGGCAGCCGCACAGUUGCGUUUCCAGAGCGCGCCAUACCUGGAAUUGGGCAGAAGCCAGAAGAUGGGGAUACCGACAAGUUUUUGGGCGGCAUCAUUCGUAGCGGUCAGUGGGGCUGGGUAACACGCCGGUAUUCAAGUGAUGCCAAUCUAAUCGUCUGUAACAUGUCCACCGGUGAUUGCGUCUCGUGGUAUUCUUUCUGGAAUGAAGGGCAAGGCCACGGGCAACGCAGCAGCAUCCGCUGUGUGGAGGAACUUUUCACCGGUCAACCGGAUCGAACUCCCCUGCUGGCUAUUUGCCUGGAGUCGUGGGACAACGGGGAGCGCUUUCCCAUUAACUGUCCAAAGGCCAGGACGCAAGUUCUCAUAUAUUCAAUCGCAAAAAGUCGGGUGCUACGCCAUUUCGAACUGCAAAGACUUUACUGCAGCACGCUGAAGUUUCUAGAUCAGAGCGUCUGUGGCGGAACGCAGCUGUGUCACUUCGACGGCUGCCUGGCCGUGGCCUCCGAGGAAGGCGUCGUUUUGCUUGUCGAUCUCAACUAUAGUAGUCUACUGGAGACGGCCGAAAACUCCAAUCUCAGAAAUCCGAAUUCCGAGGGGGAGCCGGGGUAUGGACAACUCCAUUGCCUGCCCUGCGAUGGCGUAUCCCAGCUGGAAGUUUGUCGCUCGCAAGGUGCCCAUUUGGCUGUUAGAUUGGAUGUGUCAUCCAGCGGUAUUCGGACCUUGAUGGGCAUAAGUUUGAUAUUCGGCUUUGCUGCUGGCCUUGAGGAUGGCACAGUCUUAAUAUACGACUUAGAGCACUUCCAGGUGACCACCACACUGAAACCUGCGGGAAAUAAAGGAAAGGUUAAAGGGGCCGUGACAAAAAUGUGUGUCAUCAUGCCGCCGGAUGACCCUAAGCCUUGCUUUUACAUAUGUGCAUUGUACGAAGGCACCGACGGCCUCAACAUGUUACUGCACUCCGUCAACUACAGGCGCUCUUACAUGGAUCAGGAAAGUUACGAGUUUCACGUCGAGCACUUCCAAUCUAGUUCUGUGCGCAACCAACAAGUUUUUGACGGAGGUAUCUGCUCCGUGCUGGCCUGCUUUACGGCGUCAACUUUUAGCUUUGCUGGCGACAGCGGGACACUGUUAAUUGGUAUCUCUUGGCACUCUAUUUCCGAACGUAAAAACAAGUUCGUCUUGUUUGACAUUAAUCAGUGGUACAAAGAUGAAAUGCCGGCGUAUGUCCGGCGAGGUGAAAUUCCUCAUUACAUCGUCGGCUAUGUUCUGAGUGGUCUACCUAUGGGUUUGGAUUUGCAUCUGAAACCCAGCACCAUAAUGCACUACGUUUCUCUGCAGCGUUACGAUGAGCAUUUUUACCCCAAUUCACUGACUUUUGAUUGCAAGCUGCUCACCUCAACUGGCAGCCGGUACUACGCUCAAGACGGAGUGCAACAUCGUUUUCUGAAUGCCCUGCGGUGGGAGCGCGCAACACUCUUUCUGCGUCCGCAACCUUACCAUGAACAUAUUGUUAAACUGCGACUCCUGCCACAGUUUUGCGAACUAAAUGCCACGUUCUCUAAGACCGCCAUGUACGAAGUGAUACUCUCGGUAGCCUUGGAACACAAUUGUGGGGCGCUGCUGAAUGACUGCGCCCGGAGCUGGCUGGAUGGAAGCUUUUUGUGCAACAUGCUUGACCCAACAGAGCUCUCACCGUUGACGUUGACCAAUUGGAUCGUGAAGCGUGCCGGGCAAAUUAAAACUCGUUGUGAUGAGCUUUGUCAGGGAAUCUUUGACUACGGGGGCUACUCACUGGACGAGAGGGAAAGGCGCGAGUUCCAGGUACUCUCCGACCAGUUGCGCGAACUAUUGCGCCUCCAAUCCUAUAUUCUUGAGCUGGGACAGCGCAGGCUAAUGCCAAACACUUUGGACGAUUGCAAAAAUAACGAGCGGGCACUCAAGACGGUUGUCGAGUAUCAAAGAGUGCUUUACUGGUUUAUCGAGCAAGGUCUCCUGCCCGAGGGUCAACAAGAGGAUCAUAGGGAGCAGCGGGAGGAGCCGCUGGUUCGACUACGUCACGUAUACUCUCAGAGAAGGGCGCAGCGAAAAAGACUUUAUAUCGACUCCCUGAAAAAGUUGACAUCCCUUUCUGAACGCUAUCCGCCAGACUCGUUGCACGCGCUUCUGCAUGUGAUGCUCGAUCUUGACACAGAGCUUUCCAAUAAGCAUGCUCUCGUCCUGUACCUGCUGAUGGACCUGGAUCCAAAACUGGGCAAGACCUUCCAGACUUCCUUUCAGCUGGAGAAUGAUUUGGUGAAGUCGGUUCGAUCCUUUUGGUGCUUGGACCGCGGAGAUAACGAGCAAUGCGUUAAGGAGCUCUACGAUGGUCCCACUCCCGCCAGCAACUAUAAAGUGUGGCAGAUGCGUCUAUUACUGGAUACUUUAGUGCAGAACGGCGCUGUCGUGGAAGCCAUGCAGGUAGCAAACCAACCGCCUGGGCCGCUUUCUGCAGAGCUGCACUUGAAAGUGCUCUUGGCCAACGAAUGCAUGCCGGAGGCAUUUAUGAUCGCCCGUAACAACGAUGACGACGAGGGAAAGUCGCUUCUGGAGCCCUUUUUCCGUCACUGCAUCAGUCGCAGGCGAUUUAAAAUCCUGGCCGAGCUCUUGCUGCGUGGACCUGAGGAACGGCUUUUGUACCGUCUACUGCGCGAAUGCGGCUCACGUCAGACGGAUUGCGUGCAGCUGAUUCUGCUCCUUCAAAAAAAUAAGCUAGUCGAGGCCGUUUCUUUUAUGGAUGACGCGGCCGCUGAGCGCGAGCGAGAAAACGAGGCUUCAAAUAAUAUUAUUGCUGCCUACCGCUCUACUUUGGCGCCGGUUGCGCAAAAAAUUACAAAAAAUCUUCGCAUACCCGAAGCCCAGGAUGAUGGGAAAAGUGGCGGUCCUUUGCCGUUCAGCUGUCAGAUGGUUAAACAGAACGCCAGCGGCCAGAUAGCAAGCAUUUUCCAGAGCUCAGCCAUCAUUCCCCCCUGGGCAACGUAUAUAGAGGAGUCUCCAACCUUGCCCGCCGUAUCAUCGCCGGGCAACAUAAGUUGCACCAACCUAGGGUAUGAUAAGUACGGAUUUUUGGAGUUUUCUCACCGGCGGCGCCCGGUAAAACCAGUUCCUCACCAGGUGGUGGAAAAGAGAAUGCGAGAAGAAGAGCAGCAAAAGGAAGAGCGUGAACGAAGUCAGCAGUAUGUACUGCAGCCCCGUAAACGCCGCCGUCUGUUGGCUGAGCAGUUGGUUGAUGAUGUAAAAGGCCAUAUUAGAUCCAUUCUAGACCACCAAUCGGAACAAUUAAAGCUAGAGCAAUCGGAACGGAAUAAGGCCAGCGAUCUGUUGCAGCCGAUAAAAUUCUUUCAGCCUCGCCAGGCUGCAACACGUCAAAGCAGUAGUUCACCCCAGUCGAUUCAUACGAUCCUGAAACGGAACUCUGCUAUGGAAAAUGUGUCAGGCACUCCUCCGGUGGCAACAUCUACUACGUUAACGGGAUCCAAAAGGUUCCGCUUUAUGCCGCCGAUUCCCUUGGAAUCGAAGGAGGUGGACAGCGAGGACGCAGUCGAGGAGGAUGAUAGCGAGGAGGAGGAGGAAACCGAUGAGAUUAUCGUAGAAAUCGAGUCAAGAAGCGAGGCAAGGAAUGCCUCUAGCACCGAGUCCGACGAGGAUGAGGAGUUCCUUUCCCCGUUGGCCUCGGCCAAUGUUUCGUUGGUAGACCAAUUGCCACGUGAAUCUCCUCGGCCUUUGGCCCCACCAGCUGGCCCACAGCCACGUAGCUCCUUGCUUUUUGGAAGAACCGGAAUAAGUAGUGGGAUUGGAACUGCAACUAGUAGCGGGAGCAGCAGUGGAUUUGUCAGCUUUGUUACCGUGGAACCUACGCAGACGACCUCACAUUCGCAGUUUGUGCCUACCGUUUGCUCCUCCAAGAUGGGCGAAACACAGUCGCAAGUCUUCUCUAGCGCUAGUUCUGUGGUUAAGAUCUCCGAGCGUACCACUAUCUGUGGCGAAAUGGAAUCAACCGAUCUUGGUUCGGAGCUAACAGCCGCACCAAGCUCCCAGUGGUCUUUGCCUACAGCGCGGCCACCUGUACAGGGACAUCAGAUGAUGGACACCACUCUGGGCAUGUCCACCUACGAAUUGGCAUCUCCCGAGCAGCAAGACACCCAGAAUCAGGAUGAAGAAGAGUUAAAGCUGGGAGAUACGCAAUCGCUUGAAGAGCAGCGGAAUCAACAGGAUGGACAGGAAACGAGCGACCAACUGACAUUUCUCGGCAGCUCGGAAGCACCCGCCCAGGAGCCACUCUUAUCGCCCGCCUAUAGCCUUAGCAGUGAAGAGUCGGACUUGUCCUCGGCCGAUAUUCGAAAUCCUUUAUUGCCGACCCUACAGAACGAUGAUCCUAUGUACUCUAUUGUUGUAGAGUCGACUGGGUCCAUCACGACGUCUAGAUCAGUAACGCAGACGCCUACCUCCUUCUUACCUAGCGAUACGAACGUCUCCCAAACCUCAAGUCCGCGGGCACCGCAUGGUGGUGACGGAGAUGGCUCUCCGCUCUCCUUGUACCGCGCCAAUAGCCUGGAAACGGUUGAUGAUCUAGACACCACAAAGGGGUCUGUAGAGGAAGAGGAGGAAUACGACGAAGAUGACUGUGUUAUUGCCCUGGACGGAACAGAGGUGCGUGGUUAUGUUGCCCCUUCCCAGCAAACGGCGGCCUGCAGCAGUGCGGAGCUGUUCGCCUUUAAGGACGACUGCCAAGAGGAGGUAGCUAGUGGCCCUUGUCCUUCUCUUUCACUAGGCGCCACGGUAAAUAGCGACUCGGAGGUGGCUGGAACCAUUGCAAUGGAUAGCGAUGAAGAGUCACCAAAGGCAAAGGAUGAUCAGUCAAAGCUGCAGAAAGAGGACGAGUGGCCUAUGGAAGAGAACGCCGGCAGCAAUGAUUCUGUGGCUACGGUGUCCUUUAGUGAGUACAAGCAGUCGCUUGCUGUUAAUAAUAUGGAACACGUGGUCAAGGAAGAGUUAGACCAAGGGAUGGACCAAGAGGUGGAAAAAGAUAUGGACCAAGAGGUGGACCAAAAGGUAGACAAAACAGUGGACCAAGACGUGGACCAAGAGGUGGACCAAAAGGUAGACAAAACAGUGGACCAAGAGGUGGACCAAGAUGUGAAGCACAAGGCUCAGCAAGUGAUGGAGCCAGAGGUAGACCAAGAUGUAGAGAAAGAGGUGAACGAAGAGAUAGAGCUAGUGGUGGAAGAAGAGGUGGACCAAGAGCUGGAAUUGUUACAAACAGGGCAUGAAGUACACUAUCUGGAUAAAAUUUCCGAGGAGGAUGAAGAGGAAGCUGAAGAGCAGAAUGAUAAGAGAAAACAAGAGGCCGGCGAGGAGGCAAAGGAAGAGGUCAAGGCGGAGAAAAAAGAAGAGGCGGAGGCGAAAAUCGAUCCAGAGCCGCUUUUGGUUCAAGAAGAGGAUUCUAGGGACAGCCUAAUGCUUGUAUUAUCCGAAGAUGAAGAGCCUGUUGUAUUAGCGACUUCUUCCCAGCGCCGGCGUCGCAGCACAUCGGUGCUCUCUGUUACUCCGCGUAACCUGCGACCACGUCGUACUUCCACAGAACACAAGGACAGUCCGGUUCCGGCUACUGGCCUCAAGAUGCGUUUACGUAAUAAUGACGCUAUAACCUCGUCACAUGUAGCUACUCCACCAGUCCCAACGCCGAAACGCCGCUCGUUGGCGAAUAAGCAUGUGUUAGAAGUUAUCAACGAACAGAGUUCAUUGGAUGUAUCGCUACCGCGAACACGCUCACGCACGCGUCUUAGCAUGGAAUCAACGGAGGCAACGAAUUCCAGAUCCUCCACACCGACAAAUACGACCCGAAGCAAGCGGGCUACUUCGCUGGCGCCCGCGACAGAUAAUCCCGCUGUUCGCCGAUCAUUACGCAGCAACAGCGAGCCUCGCGGUGUGGCGGCUGUACAGCCCGUAACUCGCCAACGGAAGGCUGCAGGUGCUAGAUCCCGCAAAACUAGCAAUUCCGAGGGAUCUAACUCAGCGUCUACGGCUCAGGCAGAGGUUACCGAUUUAGAAGCCAACCAUUCUGGUAGCAGAUCCAGGACCAACUCAGCCAGUAGCACUGGUAGCGCCACAAAGACCCGGGAAUUGCGGCUGCGCGCACCUCGUCGUUCCAAGCCCGACGUUUAGAUCCCACGAUACUAUAGUUAAAGAGAGCGUCCAUCAGGCCGAAAACAAUGAAGGGUACGUGGGAUGCAUUCAAAUCCACUAAACAGAACUAUAAUUACAUCUUACAGAUAGAAGUGAUACGACGUAACCAAGAAGAGAUGGCCUAGAAAGGAUUUCAAAACAACUAACUGAAUACAAAUCUUUUUACUUUUUUACGUUAAAUACCAAUACCAAUCAGUUUCAAAUAUGUACAUCAGUUGGAGUUAAAAUAAAAAAUUGCAAAAUGUUGAAUACUUUUAAA
Messenger RNA from Drosophila eugracilis, 6689 nucleotides. RefSeq names its product protein ELYS homolog (gene Elys). NCBI's taxonomy places the organism in Eukaryota, Metazoa, Arthropoda, Insecta, Diptera, Drosophilidae. Gene Ontology annotation, molecular function: protein binding. The transcript has 7 exons. The record is from RefSeq and is a predicted model, not a curated record. Bases 182 to 6409 code for a protein of 2075 amino acids.